AUGUCACUAAGACUAGCGGAAUUGCAAGAUGGACCUUCGCAAUGGCCAGAUAUCGCGGAUGCCGCCCGGAUACUUUGGCUAGCUUCAAUCUCGCCAGACAUCAUUGCGUUCCGCCACGAACUGCCCACUUACUACCCAAACACGUCUUACUCGGCGACAGAGCUUUGGACUGGGCUCAAUGCGAGUCGCAGAGCUGUCUUUGUUGCCAUCGACGAAAAUAUAACCAUUGCUUUCGAGGGAUCGGAUCGCAACGAGCUGGUCAAGAACACCUGGGCCAAUGCCAAAGGGCCCAAUUGGUGGGACAUACCAUACGCUGUAUACGAUGGUGGCAACCGAGUACAUAGCUUCUUCCGCGACAUGUGGUACGGCAUGCGCGACGAGACUUUUCGCGCACUUUCGGAAGCAAUACGAAACAUCAAAGAGAAGGGCUCUACACCGAGGAAAAUAACCAUCGCUGGUUUCUCCCAGGGUGGUGGCGUGAGCACGUGA
Molecule: messenger RNA, 489 nt
Organism: Alternaria burnsii
Lineage: Eukaryota; Fungi; Ascomycota; Dothideomycetes; Pleosporales; Pleosporaceae
Exons: 1
Coding region: 1-489 (162 amino acids)
Source: RefSeq, a predicted model, not a curated record